AUAUUUUAUCAAGCAGAAAUGCAUCGAACAACUAGAAUCAAGAUCACUGAGCUAAAUCCCCACGUAAUGUGUGUGCUUUGUGGAGGGUACUUCAUUGAUGCCACAACCAUAAUAGAAUGUCUACAUUCCUUCUGUAAAACAUGUAUUGUGCGUUACUUGGAGACCAGCAAAUAUUGUCCUAUCUGUGAUGUCCAAGUUCACAAAACCAGACCACUACUGAAUAUAAGGUCAGAUAAAACUCUCCAAGAUAUUGUAUACAAAUUAGUUCCAGGGCUUUUCAAAAAUGAAAUGAAGAGAAGAAGGGAUUUUUAUGCAGCUCAUCCUUCAGCUGAUGCUGCCAAUGGCUCUAAUGAAGAUCGAGGAGAAGUUGCAGAUGAAGAUAAGAGAAUUAUAACUGAUGAUGAGAUAAUAAGCUUAUCCAUUGAAUUCUUUGACCAGAACAGAUUGGAUUGGAAAGUAAACAAAGAUAAGGAGAAACCUAAAGAGGAGGUGAUUGAUAAAAGAUAUUUACGUUGCCCAGCAGCAAUGACUGUGAUGCACCUAAGAAAGUUUCUCAGAAGUAAAAUGGACAUACCUAAUACUUUGCAGAUUGAUGUCAUGUAUGAAGAGGAACCUUUAAAGGAUUACUACACACUAAUGGAUAUUGCCUACAUUUAUACCUGGAGAAGGAAUGGUCCACUUCCUUUGAAAUACAGAGUUCGACCUACUUGUAAAAGAAUGAAGAUGAGUCACCAGAGAGAUGGACUGACAAAUGCUGGAGAACUGGAAAGUGACUCUGGGAGUGACAAGGCCAACAGCCCCGCAGGAGGUGCUCCCUCCACCUCUUCCUGCCUGCCUAGCCCCAGCACUCCCGUUCAGUCUCCUCAUCCUCAGUUCCCUCACAUCUCCAGCACUAUGAAUGGAACCAGCAGCAGCCCCAGCGGUAACCACCAACCUUCCUUUGCCAACAGAUCUCGAAAAUCGUCAGUAAAUGGGUCGUCAGCAACUUCAUCUGGUUGAUACCUGAGACUCCUAAGGAAAAAAAAUUUAAAUCCCUUAUUUAUAUAGAUAUCUUCGUGCCAUUACAGCUUUAGA
Molecule: messenger RNA, 1074 nt
Organism: Zalophus californianus (California sea lion)
Lineage: Eukaryota; Metazoa; Chordata; Mammalia; Carnivora; Otariidae
Product: polycomb complex protein BMI-1-like
Exons: 1
Coding region: 19-999 (326 amino acids)
Biological process (GO): negative regulation of transcription by RNA polymerase II
Cellular component (GO): PRC1 complex
Molecular function (GO): promoter-specific chromatin binding
Source: RefSeq, a predicted model, not a curated record